Molecule: messenger RNA, 2310 nt
Organism: Vollenhovia emeryi
Lineage: Eukaryota; Metazoa; Arthropoda; Insecta; Hymenoptera; Formicidae
Product: BRCA1-associated RING domain protein 1-like
Exons: 9
Coding region: 90-1601 (503 amino acids)
Molecular function (GO): protein binding
Source: RefSeq, a predicted model, not a curated record
UUAACUCAUCAAUAAGACAAUCGAAUGGAUACAAGAAUCGAGCCCCAGUGCUAUCCAAAUAUUUAUAUUAGAAGAUCAAAUUUACAAAGAUGGAGAUUCAAUGGAUGAAUACUUGUAGUGCGUUGCAAGAUUUUGCGAACGUUCUUCGUUGUGGGAAAUGUGGGUCCAAACCCGUGUCUCCCGUAAGACUCACCAAUUGUGGACAUUUCUUUUGUUUCGAUUGUAUUAACUUUGCAACGAAAUGUGUUAAAUGCGACGUACCAAUACAGCCAAAGGAAAUAAAGCCUGAUCAUUUAAUAUCCAAUCUUACACAGCAUUGUGACGUUAUUGGAGAAAUUAUUCAAAAGAGGGAUAUAUGGAAUAAUGCUGCAGAUGCAUCUAAUAUGUCAUUGGACAAUACAAUUUCUACAGUACUCCAUACACCAAGGAAGCAGGAUCAUAUACCUAUGAGAAAUAUAAAUAAACCGAAUCAUAAAGGGGAAACAGCAUUACAUAUCGCAUGUUUGAAGAACAAUGCCGAACGAGUCAAACAGUUAUUGUUGGCCGGUGCGAAUCCUAAUACAAAAGAUAAUGCUGGUUGGACACCAUUGCAAGAAGCAAUUAGUUUUGGUUAUAUUAAAAUAUGUGAACUAUUACUGACUUGUGGAGCAUCGCCAGAUAUAUCAGGUCGUAAAAAUCGAAGACCUCUACACGAAGCUGUAAAAUUGAACAGAAUUGAAGAAGCUAAGUUGUUGUUGCGUCACAAUGCUGACAGAGAACAAUAUGAUCACUUUGGCAAAAAGCCUAUAGACUACUGUAAAUCAAGAGAGAUGCGAGAGCUUCUCAUGGAUUUACCACGGACCCCGUCUGAAAAGGUAUCGAACCUUAAUCAAAUGCUAGAUGUAUCUACUCGUACGUGUGACAAAUUUGUGAUCCUUGCAUCAAACUUGAAAAGUGAAAAUCAGAAAUUGCUUAGUCUUGUGGCCGCGAGACAAAAAUUCAAAAUUCUGACAACAUAUAGACCAUCUGUUACACAUGUCAUAGUAGAGACGAAUGAACAGAAUAUUACAAAAUCAACACUUGAUGUUUUAUUCACAAUUAUUUAUGGAAGUUGGCUUCUGAAUAGUGAAUGGAUUCAGCUAGCAGCAGAUAUGGAUGAGGUAGCUGAUGUAGAUCUCGAAGUGUUUGAAGUUAACGGCGCUCCCAUUUGCGGCAUCCCAAGGAAAGCAAGGCAAAACGUGGAAUGUAAAAACCCACGUUUGUUCAACAAUUGUUUCUUUUACUUUACUUUGCAAACGAAUAUGACUUACGACGUCGGUGACGUGCGAAUUACAAAGGAAGAUCUGGUGAGACUUGUGAAAGAGGGCGAAGGAACAGUGCUUACCAGAAAACCAAAUCCGGAAGACUUGGAAGAUAUGUCGCAACUGGUACCUUUUCACGCCGCAAACGACUUGUGUCAUCCUUUGCACAAGUGUACACAUUAUAUUAUAUAUGUGCCAGGUAAAGGCGAACCACCUAUCAAGUACAACAUGCCGCACAUCAAAACUCUGCCACUGAUAUGGUUAAUUGAAUGUAUCGAAAAGUUUACUCUCGUUGAUCCAGCUCACUUGGGUUUGUCCUGAGUGCUUUAAUAAUAUAUUGUAUUUUUUGUUUAAUUAUAUAUUUGAUUUUGCUAUCAUGCAAGUUUUUGUCCUCAAUGUUACUACAUAUCUUGUAUGACUUUAGCUUUGUCAUAUUAUACCAAUUUCUUUUAUUGUUAGAAAGAACCAGAUAAAGUUCACUUCUUUAACCAGGCCUCAAUGUUGUACGAAUAUGGAAUGCCUGAUUUUUCUAGUUUACGAUAUGUACUACUUUUAAGUUUCCAAAUGUUAUUUUUCGGUGACAUUCAAGAUGAAAUAAAAUUACAUUCUCUUAUGUUAUUAUAGUAUCAAUAUUUUUUAAGGUUUCUAUUCUUUGUCACCCCAGAUAGCACAGAGAAUUCGAAAAGAAUUCUUUCUGAAGAAUUAUAAGAUAAAUUCUUUUUUUAUUCCGUUUCUGUUUUAAAAAUAGUUGAGAGUUCAAAAAGAAUUCGUUUAUACCGUCACUAAUUCUGAGUUCUUUCUCGGACGUAAAAGAAUUUUUUUCUAUAUAAAUUCGUAUUGAAAUAAAAUGCUUUUCGAGUUUAUUUUGAACAAUUCAUAAAGAAUGUAAAAAUGAAUCCUCUUUGAGUUCGAUCACCUGUGCUGUUUGGAAGGAAUUACUCUCGAAGAGGAUUUUACAUGCUUUAUGUAAGUUGAAAAAGGGACAAGCAAACAUUACGUAAAUAUAUAAAAUAAAGUUUUUGAUAAAAUA